Ziziphus jujuba (common jujube) is the source of this 1509-nucleotide messenger RNA. Its product is annotated as glycine-rich cell wall structural protein 1.0. Bases 42 to 1334 code for a protein of 430 amino acids. Lineage: Eukaryota; Viridiplantae; Streptophyta; Magnoliopsida; Rosales; Rhamnaceae. The record is from RefSeq and is a predicted model, not a curated record. The transcript is spliced from 2 exons.
UCUCUACGCAUUUUUCACAUAACACAAAUAUAUUAUCAAAUAUGGGACUCAAACAUAUUCCCAUGGCUACCAAAAGAGUUGCUACUCUUGUUUUCUUCGUUUUGUUGGGCCUAGGCAUUUGUUCUGCCACUAGAUCCCUCUUCCAUGUUGAAGAGGAACAUGUCCACACUGCCACAGUUGGCUAUGGCACUCAUGGUGCAGCCAAAGUAGGUUUGGGUGUGGGUGUAGGUGUUCAUGUCGGUGCGGGUGGAUAUGGAAGUGGUGCGGGUGGUGGAGAAGGAGGCGGUGAAGGCUAUGGAGGGGCCGGUGGACAGGGUGGAGGGGGAGGCGGAGCUGGAGGCUCCGGAUAUGGAAGUGGAGGUGGAAAAGGUGGUGGGGAAGGUUAUGGUGGGGGUGGAAAAGGUGGUGGAGGAGGUGGAGGCAGUGGCGCUGGAGGUGGAGGUGGAGGCGGUUCGGGAGGGAAGGGUGGUGGUUAUGGAGGUGGGGAAGGAAGUGGUAGUGGGUAUGGUGGAGGAGCAAGUGGAGGUGGAGGUGGUGGUGGAAGUGGUGGAGGAGGUGGAGGAGGUUAUGGUGAAGGAGGAGCACAAGGAGGUGGUUACGGCGGUGGCGAAGGAGCCGGUUCGGGUUCAGGUUCAGGUGGAGGAGCCGGUGGUUAUGGCGGUGGCGGUGGUGGUGGUUCCGGUGGUGGUGGUGGGCAUGGUGGUCGUUAUGCACCUGUGUUUUUGGAAGCCAAGGAUUUUUUAAUACAUACCAUGUCAACUUACAAAGUUGUAAGCGUUAUUUUUGUUAUGUUAUUUGGAUCAAUUGGCAUAGUAUGUGCUUCCAGACCACUUCACCCUUCGAAAGGACCGUCUGGCGGUGGUGCAGGCUAUGGAGGUUCUGGCAGACAUGGUGGUGGCCAUGGCAGUGGAGCUGGUUAUGGACCUGGAGGUGAGCAUGGUGUUGGACAUGGAAGAAAGAAUUCAUGGGAAGGCGGUGGUGCUGGAUAUGAAGGUGCAUGGGGUUUCGGCAAUGGAAAUGGAAAUGAUUGGGAGCAUUGGGGCCAUGGUGGUGGCUACGGCAGUGGAGCUGGUUAUGGAGCUGGAGGUGAACAUGGUUUUGGAUAUGGAAGUGGGGUUGGUACUGGAUUUGGUGGAGGCUACGGCGGAGGCAGAGGAGGUGGGAGUGGCAGUGGCUAUGGCGGUGGUGGACCACAUGGCGGUGGCGGAGGUGGUGGUGGCGGUGGAAGUGGCGGAGGGUAUGGUUGGGGAGGGGGGUACGGUGGAGGUGGUACAUAUGGUGGAGGGUAUGGACAAGGUGGUGGAAGUGGUGGUGGUGGAGGCUAUGUACCUUGAACAAAAAUUAUCUCAUUAGGAACUAGGAAGAAUCUAUAUAUAUAUAUAUAUAUAUAUUAUAAACAUAAUGUGAGCUAUUGAAGAGCCAUCAACUAAAUCAGAGACUGAUCUGAUAGAUCUAGACGUUUAAGUCUGUAAGGCAAAGUUUAGUGACUAAUAUAUUUUAAAUUGAUCU